Messenger RNA from Leptidea sinapis, 2000 nucleotides. RefSeq names its product spermatid perinuclear RNA-binding protein-like. Gene Ontology annotation, cellular component: precatalytic spliceosome. The transcript has 4 exons. The record is from RefSeq and is a predicted model, not a curated record. The coding region runs from base 16 to 399 and encodes 127 amino acids. Gene Ontology annotation, molecular function: double-stranded RNA binding; single-stranded RNA binding. Lineage: Eukaryota; Metazoa; Arthropoda; Insecta; Lepidoptera; Pieridae.
GUUGGUGUCGGAGUGAUGCAGUCGGCGGGCGAGGCGCUGCGCCGCGUGAUGGAGGCCGCGGCCAGCGGGCUGCUGCUGGAGCACGGGCCGGGCCUGCGCGACCCCUGCGAGAAGGAGCUGGUGGACGCGCUAGGAAACCUAUCGGCGCAGCAACGUGAGGACCUUACUGCCUCCGCGCAGCAGUUCUUGCGCCAAAUCGCCUUCAGACAGAUAUACAAGGUGCUGGACAUGGAGCCGCUGCCCAAGGCCAAGGCUGGCGGCGCCUGGAAGUUCCCGCGCAAGAGGAGGCGCUCCAACACCGACGCCGACGGAGACACGCCUAACGGUGAGGGCAAAAUAGUGAAGACAGAAGUAAAAGCCGAAGGGGCGGAGACUUCCACGCCCGCAGUCAAGAAGUGAGCCGCACAUACGCACUGGAUCACGUUCGAUCGUACAUCCUUCAUAAGUCUAGUUACUUUAUUAUAUCAUAAGUUAAUUCUUACUCCAACUCAAAAUGUUUUAAACGUUAAGUAGGCGUUUGACGUGGCGCUUUUGUAUUAUCUAUAAGAACCCUAGGUUAUAUUUAAAUUAACUCCAAAGGAAUUAACGACAACAAACACGUGAGUAUCGUGAAGCGAUAUUCAGGUAUUUACUUUAUAUAAUAGUUUAUAUAUAUUUUUUUUUGUAAAUAGACACUAGUGUAUGUCUAUAUGAAGAUCGGUUACCCGCAGUAUAUGUUAUUUAGAUGUUACUGUAGUACCUACUUUAGCGAGUAGUAUCGCGAAAAUACUGAUAUUUUUUGAAUCGUCUGAAAGUUUGGUGUGUUCGUGCGAUCCACGCGAGGCUGGCGUUCCAUCCCUGCGUGAAUCUCACUGAAUAUUAUAUUUUUGUCAAUGAUUAGCAACAAAAACUGUCCAGUACUAGCAACAGUGUACGUAGCGCUAGAUUAGCGUAGUUUAUUGUAGUUUAAUUAAGGGGGCGGGGGGCUGAGUAUGUGGAACUUACCGCCCAGAUUCUAUAUUCCCUUUAAUACAACCCGACGACAUUGUGUGCGGUAUCUCUUCACUAAACACUAGCUCAUGAGUUUAUCAUAUCUUAUUCAGAAGUUCCUAACUACAAGUCGAACCUCGUGUAAACGAGAGUAUUCUUCGCCAUUCACAAUUAACGUGCGAGCUAUUUCCAAAUUGUUUUAUCCAAUUGCUCCAUAUUGAAAUGUUGUUUUUUAAGAAGUUAGCCAUUUCGUUUACCGCCUCCCAGCCCCACAGCGCACAGCCAGAAAGGCUACAGUUGUAAAGCUGUCGUGCGUUGGAGUCCACACUGACAACAAUAAGUUAGGUAAUCUGCUAUUUCGUUAUCCGUGUUCGCUACUCUGAACCGCUUGUCUCGGGUGUCAGAUCAUUAGUUGGUCACAGAAUGUCCAUCGUCAUACAAAUGUUAAGUGUGUGACUCCUGUCCUAGACUUGUUAUAGACAAGGUUAUAGAAUAAGGUGCCGUCUUGGGACGCAGUAUUUUGACUUAUCCUUAGUUGACGUCAUAGUAUGUUUUUCUUUUAACAUUUUACGUUGAAACAAUUCAAGAUGUUAAAUCGAUGUAAUCGUGAGAUUUAGUAUCUCCGUCAGUUUAUCGCGUUACAAUAUUAUUUACAUAAUAUUAACACUCGUUAGCAAGCUUUGGUUUGUUACGUAUUAAAAAAAAUUAAGAAUUAGGCUAUUACCAUAAUAUCGAAAUGGUAACUCGGAAACCUCGUGAAUGAUGUGUAUCAAUUAAUAUAAUGACUGUUGAAUGUCUCCACACAUUACCCAUCAUUCGUAAACAAAACUUUGAAAUUGUAAACUUUAUCAUUGCGAUAUUUAGAAUAUUAGUAAAGUAAAAUUAUAUUUAUUUUUGACGUUAUGAUAACGUAAGGUACACAGGUACCUUAUACGCACGAUCUAUCAAAGAUAUAUUACCUAAAUUUUUCCUCACAAAACGAUUUUUGUAACUUGGAAAUUAUAUUAAUACGAAUAAAGAUAAAAUGCAAA